This is a messenger RNA of Arabidopsis thaliana (thale cress), 1238 nucleotides long. RefSeq names its product GATA transcription factor 7 (gene GATA7). NCBI's taxonomy places the organism in Eukaryota, Viridiplantae, Streptophyta, Magnoliopsida, Brassicales, Brassicaceae. The transcript is spliced from 2 exons. Gene Ontology annotation, biological process: regulation of DNA-templated transcription; positive regulation of DNA-templated transcription. The coding region runs from base 286 to 1002 and encodes 238 amino acids. Gene Ontology annotation, cellular component: nucleus. The record is from RefSeq and is marked reviewed. Gene Ontology annotation, molecular function: zinc ion binding; sequence-specific DNA binding; DNA binding.
UGCAUGAUUUGUUACGAGAUUUGUAACGAGACAAAUACCAAACAAGUCUUCCAAAAUCACAAAAACCUAAAACCCACUCUUGCUUACAAACCCCAAUCAGUGCUGUCCACUCUCCACUGUCUCUCUCACUCGAUAGACACGUAAAGAAUUUAAAAUUUUGAAAAAGAAAGAAUGAAAUUUGUGUAAAAUAUAUUGGAACACGAACAAACUUUUUCAAAUAUGGAUUCGCUUCGCUCCUCCUUUAUUUAAAAUACUUGUAGUGCUUUCAUACGGCUAGAGACAAAAAUGGAGUGUGUAGAAGCAUUUCUCGGUGAUUUUUCCGUCGACGAUCUUCUCGACCUCUCUAACGCCGACACUUCUUUAGAGUCGUCUUCGUCACAAAGAAAAGAAGACGAACAAGAACGUGAGAAAUUUAAGAGCUUUUCUGACCAAAGUACCCGUCUUUCACCGCCAGAGGAUCUCUUAUCUUUUCCCGGCGACGCUCCGGUUGGUGAUUUGGAGGACUUAGAGUGGUUAUCCAACUUCGUGGAGGAUUCUUUCUCAGAAUCGUAUAUUUCGAGUGAUUUCCCGGUGAAUCCAGUCGCGUCGGUGGAGGUUCGGAGACAGUGCGUUCCUGUUAAACCUAGAAGCAAACGCCGCCGCACCAACGGCCGUAUCUGGUCUAUGGAGUCUCCAUCUCCUCUGCUAUCCACCGCUGUUGCCAGAAGGAAGAAGAGAGGGAGACAGAAGGUGGAUGCAUCGUACGGUGGCGUAGUCCAGCAGCAGCAGCUGAGGCGGUGCUGCAGCCAUUGUGGAGUCCAGAAGACGCCUCAAUGGAGAAUGGGUCCAUUAGGUGCGAAGACACUGUGUAAUGCUUGUGGGGUCCGGUUUAAGUCGGGUCGACUUUUACCCGAAUAUAGACCCGCUUGUAGCCCAACAUUCACCAACGAGAUUCACUCUAACUCUCACCGGAAAGUGUUGGAGCUACGGCUCAUGAAAGUGGCGGAUCCGGCUCGGGUUUAAGCCAUUUUUUUCUAUCUUGAAAUUUUAUCAAUGCCAUGUGCAUUGUGUAAUCUUGUAAACAGAGAAUCAGAGAGAGAUCCGUAGACUGUUUUCACAUUCAUGAAGUUAAGCUAUAAUUAGAGACAAUUUUAUUUGAUAGAGUAUGCAUGAUUAGAAAUCAUGAUCAUUAAAAGUUUUGUUAAAUACAGUCCAACCGUUACCCAAAUUUUUGUGACCACAACCAUAAUUAACUACUG